Messenger RNA from Aspergillus neoniger CBS 115656, 1698 nucleotides. Its product is annotated as ketopantoate reductase family protein. The transcript has a single exon. Gene Ontology annotation, molecular function: 2-dehydropantoate 2-reductase activity; NADP binding. Gene Ontology annotation, cellular component: cytoplasm; mitochondrion. Gene Ontology annotation, biological process: pantothenate biosynthetic process. Lineage: Eukaryota; Fungi; Ascomycota; Eurotiomycetes; Eurotiales; Aspergillaceae. The record is from RefSeq and is a predicted model, not a curated record. The coding region runs from base 270 to 1487 and encodes 405 amino acids.
CUUCCUGUUAGUUUGCAUAUCGUUGUUAGGACUGUGAGUCCUUGGGGCAAUUGUCAUUUGCUUCAUCUUAUAAUGAGACGGUGAUUAUAUUACCAUCACCUCUCAGCUUGUACGGCGCGUGAUCUCGGACUCUCUAUAUUUACUCUCCAGCCGUCAAAGUGUCGUACAUACUGGGGCGCAGUCCGCUUCGGCGGACAGUCUGCGAAUUAUGUCUUGUUAAAAGACGUAGUUCGCACCCCAAAUCAUAUGGUCGAUUCGUAUCGACCUGGAUGCAAAACGCCGAAGAAGCGUCGAAAGACAGUGGAAAGCGCCGACUAUCUGGACGCAUACAUAUCCUAGGCCUUGGGAAUGUAGGCACAUUUGUUGCCCACUCUCUCGCAAGUCGUCCGUCACCUCCGCCUGUCACUCUACUCUUGCAUAACCCCAAUCUGUACAAGUCAUGGCUGGGGAGAAAAAAGUGCUUAGCAAUCAACUCGAAUGGAUUGGACGAUAUCAAGACGGGUUUCGAUGUCAACGUCCUGAAUGGCAAAGCAUGGCAUGCAUUCCCAUACUGGGAUAAAAACGGCAAGACCGGGGAAGCCAUGGCUCAGGCCGAUGAGGGCGAUGUUGAAGGCUCCCUAACCGGGUCUGUCCAAGAUGAGGAGCGCAUUGAAUGCUUGGUCGUCAGUGUCAAGGCGCCGGUGACGGCUAUGGCUUUGGAGUCCGUCAAGCAUCGCCUGACACCCGACUCCACAGUUCUACUACUUCAAAACGGCAUGGGCGUCAUUGAUGAGCUCAACGAGAAGGUCUUCCCUGAUCCCCGCAAACGCCCGAACUACAUGCAAGGCAUUGUCUCGCACGGGCUGGCCCGCAGAAAAGAAACAUUUCAGGUCGCCCAUACGGGCAUCGGCACGACCAUUCUCGGACCGGCCCUGCCCUCGAACUCGACAACUCCGCUUAGCGAAAACGAGGAUGACUGGGCUGCAAGCACGAAGUACCUUUUGCGGACCAUGACUCUCACUCCGCCACUGGUUGCUGUCGCGGAGGCUCCGUCCGCUCUUAUGCUCUACCAGCUCGAGAAGCUGGCGAUGAACGCCGUCAUUAACCCGCUAACGGCUGUGAUGAAUUGCGAAAACGGCGAGCUCCUCUACAACUACAGCUUCACUCGCGUGACGCGAUUGCUCCUUCAUGAGAUUUCGAGCGUGAUCUGCGCCCUUCCCGAACUACAGGGAAUCCCAGGCAUUGAGAGCCGAUUCUCCCCAGAACGACUACGCUGGAUGGUCACGCAGCUUGCCAGCAAAACAGCGAAGAACCACAGCUCCAUGCUGCAGGACGUACGAGCCGGCAAGACGACCGAGAUCGAAUAUCUGAACGGCUACAUCGUGCGCAGAGGCGAAGAACUCGGUAUCAAGUGCGUGGUGAACUACAUGAUGAAGCACCUGGUUUUGAGCAAGCAGCACACGUCGAAGCAACGAGAUGCCAGCGCCAUCCCGAUCGACAUUCUGUAGACUUUCCAGAAUGGAUGCCUGUACUUAUAUUUGAACCGAUUGAUACUACUAGUUAAUAUACCCCUUCCUUAUUCUAUACACAUCUCCAUCCCCAGAUAGAAAUGAUAUCAUGUCAUGAAGACACCCGAUCAAUCGCCUCCUCACAAAGCGCCCUAAUCUGCCUCCACCUCUUCAACAACAUCCUAACCACGCCCUGAUCUUCCGUCUGUGC